Linum trigynum is the source of this 2264-nucleotide messenger RNA. Lineage: Eukaryota; Viridiplantae; Streptophyta; Magnoliopsida; Malpighiales; Linaceae. The record is from the annotation of a GenBank genome assembly.
CAUUAUUGUUAUAAAAUAUAUAUUCACUUGCGUGUUUCAGUUUGUUAGCUAGGGGCCUAGGAUUAUGUUCUAUUAUUAGCUAGGGGUUCGAUUAUUUUCAUCUGUAUGUGUACAUUUCAUAUUUCGUUAGAAUUACGAAAGAAGAAUAGCAAAACAAUUAUCUCUAAAGCUAUCGACCAUUCGGUCCCCCGUCUAUCCUCCCCCUAAGGUCAUGGGCCAUUCUAUCCCUACUAUGCUCAAUCUUCUCCUCUAAAUCUCCAAUCCCCAAUUAUGUCCAUCCCGCCACAAUUUUUGCUUCUCCUUCUCAAAUCUCUAAUUCGAUCUAUCUACCCAGUUCCUCAACCCCUUCUAUUAACUUCAAUUGUGAUUUAUCUUGACCCUAAUUGAUCAUUUUAAUUUGACUAGACUACAAAAGAGUUUGACGGUUUAUAUUGUGGUGUGUGUAUGAUGAAACAUAUUUGAUUUGGACAGAUUUCAAGAUGCACAGAUGUGAUACCUCGACUUCGAUAGGUUCAACAACAAGUACUGAAUGAGCUGGACCAAUAAAUCGACUCGAAGUGUUGUCCCGUCACGCCUUACGCCCAAGUGGGGAAUUAAAAAGGCUAAGUAGCCACCCAAAACUGACCGAUGCUAACGAGCUUGGUGAGAAUCCCUUCUACAGUCAAGAGGAAAUAUAAGAAGCGAGGUAAACUAUACGGGACAAGCAACGGACAUCGGACAAGCAGCGGACAUCAUCGAAGUACAUUUAGCUAGAGUAAAUUCUUGAGGCAAGGAGGUACAAAGGUGGUGUAGAAUGAGCAAUGGGUUUCAAGAAAAUUUCGGGGACGAAAUUUUUAUAAGGGUGGAGGAAAUGUUACACCCCCCAUCUUUUUCUAAGCCGAAAUGACGAUUAUGCCCUUGGUCCAAAUUUGUCAAAUUUCACCGUAAUGUCGAGGAGGACUAAAAAUGUGAACUAUCGGUUCAAGCGGCAUCGAAUUUCGACAUCAUAUGAGAAAGUUACGGACAUUAAUCGAGUUUUGGAUUAAACUCACCCGACACCUAAUUAAACGUCGAACCCCAAAAUUACAAAUCAACACAACCGAGAACAGGAAACACUGAAACCCUAAAUCCUUAGAACACCACAGACUCUCAACUUCAUUGCACUGCAGUUGCGAUUCAGCCAUCACAUUUUAUUUCCUUGAAUGAUAACCAGACGAAGAGUGGAAUUCUGAAGAUCCUUUGGCAAUGGGAGCUAGUCGGAGGCUACAGGGAGAGAUCGAUCGGGUACUGAAGAAGGUUCAAGAAGGUGUAGAUGUCUUUGACAACAUCUGGAACAAGGUUUAUGAUACCGACAAUGCAAAUCAGAAAGAGAAGUUUGAGGCAGACUUGAAAAAGGAGAUCAAGAAACUGCAGAGAUACAGAGACCAGAUCAAGACAUGGAUCCAGUCUAGCGAGAUUAAGGAUAAAAAGGUUAGCGCAACUUAUGAACAGGCACUGGUGGAUGCUCGUAAGUUGAUUUAACGUGAAAUGGAAGGAUUUAAGAUAUGCGAAAAGGAAACUAAGACAAAAACAUUCUCAAAAGAAGGGCUUGGUCAACAACCUAAAACUGAUCCAAGGGAGAAGGCUAAAUAAGAGACAAGGGAUUGGCUGAACAAUUCGGUGAGCGAGUUAGAAUCCCAUAUUGAUAGCUUUGAAGCUGAAAUAGAAGGUCUCACCGUGAAGAAAGGAAAGACAAGGCCACCCAGACUGACACAUUUAGAGGCAUAUAUUCAACGGCACAAGGCUCAUAUAAUGAAGCUAGAGUUGAUAUUGAGGCUACUUGAUAACGACGUGGUGGUGGAGCUUUGCUAUGAUUGCCGGUGUGGGGAUUGCUUCUCGGUGGAUUCUUCGGACUUGGAGAGGAUGAGGUUAAGGUUGAGGACGAGCAGCGUAAAGGCGAGGAAUCGUCAGCGCCUAUGGAAUCGUGAUAACGAGGAGAAUUUAAUUGGAGCAAGUAUGGAAAUUUUAGAGCAGAUUCAGAGUUGGUUUCGACGGGUAUAAGGUGAGUGUAAAGGGGGUAAAUUCUACGCCUUACGAUUUUUCAAGUAUUUGCUUUGAGUAUUUUUAAGUAUUGAUUUACGUGAUGUGCGUGCAAUAUUUGAUUCGUGUUUGAUAUUGCAUGAUUAUGUGUAUGAUUGAUUAUUUGUGCUUUGCUUGAGUUAUGGUUUGAGAUGAUUUUGUGCUAUUUGAGGUGAUUUUGUUUGAGCUAUGCUUGAAGUGAAUGUUUAUAAAUUACUUUGAAAUUU